GGUUCCUCCCCGCGGGUAGCAGGCAGGGGUGGCGCGCAGGCCAGGAAGCGCGGCGUGGCAGGACUGCCAUGGGCGAGGCCGAGGAGCAGCCCCCGACCGGCCACCGCCGAGCGCCCACCCCGCGACGCUUCCAGCUGCUGCUAUUGCUGCUGCUGCUGGUGGCGGAGGCUCUGGCUGGCAGCUCUGCAGCGGCGAAAUCGGAGUCGGAGUCGGCGCCGCCGCCGCUCUUGGUAGCCACGCUGGACGGGCGCCUCCGCGCAGUGAGCCCGGCCACGGGGGACGCCCGGUGGACGCUGAAGGAGGAUCCGCCUCUGCUGGUGCCCCGCGAAGAGCCCGAGCCCGCGUUUCUCCCCGACCCCAGCGAUGGCAGCUUGUAUGUGGUGGGGGGCAAGGACAAAGGGGGGCUGAUGAAGCUGCCUUUCACCAUCCCGGAACUGGUGCAGUCUUCUCCGUGCCGCAGCUCUGAUGGCGUGAUCUACACAGGGAAAAAGGAGGAUACCUGGUUUCUUGUGGAUCCGGCAUCGGGGGAGAAGCAGAGUGUGCUGUCGCCAGAGGCCUGGGAUGGGCUGCAUCCCACAAGCCCUUUGCUGUUCAUCGGACGCAGUGAAUAUGUCAUCACCAUGUAUGACACAAGGACCCGGGAGCUGCAGUGGAAUGUCACCUACCUGGAUUACUCCGUUUCCAUCCAUGAGCAGGACCCCGACUAUAGCGUGGCCCAUUUUGCCUCAAGCGGAGACGGUUGGCUGGUGACCGUGGGCAAGGAGAACGGAGAGGUGCUCUGGGUGCAGGACUAUGGAUCCCCCGUGGUGGGCGUCUACAGCUGGCACAAGGACAGCCUGCAUCGGGCACCCCACCUCAGCAUAGCCAUGGAGAGCCUGCGCUACCUUAUCCUGCACGCACAGAAGAUCCCCCUUCUCAACUGGACCUUCCGGACUGGCAAGGACUUUGCAGCCAAGGCCCCUUUGCUCACAACCCUUUAUGUGGGCAAGUAUGCGGGGGGCUUCUAUGCAUUGACGUCCCUGGUGCAUGAAGGCAUGGCCCUGGUGCCUCAGGGGGUUUCUCUGGCCCAGGGCACCGGUCCCACCACACGUGAAGUGACCCUCCAAAGGUCUGGUGAGUGCAAGAUCACACCCAGCACGGGCAUCCAGUACCCACCGGGCACCAUCUUCCUCCCCCACAGCCAGUGGCUGCUGAUAGGCCAUCAUGAGAUGCCCCCGCUAAUCCACACCACCAUGCUGAGGGCCCCUCCGGGCAGCCUGCGGAGGACCCCACACGACUCCCGCGCUCACAGCCUCUUCGGAGAGUUCCUGGCCCCUGAGGGCCCGCAGGAGGAUCUGGCUGAUGGUCGGCCCUGGGGGGAUCAUGCCGCGAAGGAGGCCCCAGUGGAAGUGGAUCCCUCCUUUGCCAGCUGGGAGCUGGUUGUGGUUGGCGUGGCUUCCAUCUGUUGGGGCGGGGGGCUCCUCUGCCUCCUGCUCUGGAGGGCCCCUCUUGAGCGCAGCUCCAGCCAGCAGCCUCCUGUGUCCUCCAGCCAUUUCCCAAGAAGGACUCCCGAAGGGUCCCUGGAGCUGGACCAGGGGGCAGAGCUGCCCUCCUCCUCAGCCUCGGUGGAUAAAGCCUCCCUCCAGGGCCCUGGUCCAGCAGGCAUUGCCCCAGAGACAGUGACGGUGGGGAAGCUCUCCUUCAGAGCCCAGGAGGUGUUGGGCCGGGGGGCCGGGGGCACCUUUGUCUUCCGAGGCCGCUUCGAUGGGCGUGAUGUGGCCGUGAAGCGGUUGCUUCCGGAAAGCGUCCGCUUGGUGGACCGCGAGGUGCGUCUGUUGCGAGAGUCGGAUGCACAUCCCAACGUGGUGCGUUAUUUCUGCACCGAGGCUGACGGGCAGUUCCACUACAUCGCCCUGGAGCUCUGCUCUGCCACCCUGCAGCAGUAUGUGGAGCGUUCCCUCUUCCCUGGGAAGGCCCUGGAUUCUCUCUCCCUGCUGACCCAGACCAUGUCCGGACUGGCCCACCUGCACUCCCUUAGCAUAGCUCAUCGUGACCUGAAGCCCUGCAACAUCCUGAUCUCAGGCCCCGACGGGCAAGGCCGGCUCCGAGCGGUCAUCUCCGACUUUGGCCUGUGCAAGAAGCUGCAGGGGGAGCAUCAGACCUUCAGCCUCGGCUCAGGCAUCCCUGGCACCGAGGGAUGGAUCGCACCCGAGAUGCUCAGGGAGGACGCCCGGGAGAGCCCGACCUGUGGGGUGGACAUCUUCUCCGCCGGCUGCGUCUUCUACUAUGUCCUGUCCCAUGGGCAGCAUCCCUUUGGGCACAGCUUCCAUCGCCAGGCCAACAUUCUGGCAGGCACCUACCAACUGCCGAGGCUCCAGCAGGACACUCACAGCCACAUAGUAGGGCGGGACCUGAUAGAAGCCAUGAUCAGCAGUGACCCCCACCUGCGCCCCUCAGCCGCACAGGUGCUCUGCCACCCCUUCUUCUGGGGCCCUGAGAAGCAGCUGCAGUUCUUCCAGGACGUCAGUGACCGCCUUGAGAAGGAGCCGGCAGAGGGGCCCCUGGUCAGCCUCCUGGAGACCGGGAGCCUGGCGGUGGUGCGAGGGAACUGGCAGCUGCAUCUCUCAGCCCCACUACAGGCAGACCUCAGGAGGUUCCGGAGAUACCAGGGCAGCUCAGUCCGGGAGCUCUUGCGAGCCAUGAGGAACAAGAAGCAUCACUACUAUGAACUGCCCAGCAACGUCCAGGAGGCCCUUGGCAGCCUCCCCCAUGGAUUCCUCCAGUACUUCCUGGACCGUUUUCCCUGCCUGCUGCUGCACACUCACCAGGCCAUGCGCCUAUGCGCUGCUGAGCAGCUGUUUCAGAGAUACUACUGCCAGGAGUGAGGAGCAUUCCACACGGCAGGGCAUUUCUUGGCCCCUGCCUUCCCACACCUCCACAUCUGGAGGGACCGAUUCAGCACAGGGCAUCUGAGCCCCACCAGCUCCCUGGCAGAGGUGUUUAUGCGGGGCCAGAAGCUAAUCCGUGGGGCUUCCAGGAGGCCUCACGCAGAGGGGCAGAAGGGGGUGGGCUUCCCAAGAGGAUCUGUUGUCUUCCCUUCAAUUCUCAGCUGAAGAGAGUAGGGGAGCAUCACCUGUCCCCAUGGGCUGCACUGCUGAUGCACGGUGGGCCUUGCAUAACUUGAGCCUGCUGUGGCCAUUCCAGAGAAGGGAUCAUCCUCUAAAGGCAGCCAGAGGUGCUCAGGCUGGGCUCUGCCCUGCCCCUUCUCCCCCUUGGUUCCCUGCCCCAUGGCAUUUUAUUCCCAGGCUCAUCAUGAAUGGGGAUGCAGGGAGCAUCUCCAGUUGCCUCAGAGACCUUCUGGGGUGGGGGUCAGUAGCAGAAAUCUGGAAUGUGGGGUUUAAAAGAAAAGCUAGCAGCACAAGGGAAGCAAGCAGGAGGCCUCUGCUCUGCAGCUGGAGGGCCAUCAGGAAGGAAGGCAGUUUCUUCAGCCAGGAAGCAGCAGGAGGAAGGAUGGCCGGGCAGGGGUUCCCCUUGAGCCCAGUUGUGCUGAGAAGGAAAUAUCAUAACUACCUUUUAAUUCAUUGCACUUACACAGAAGCCCAGGUGUGGACUUGUUUUAGCCAUAAUUUGAUGUAUUAGACAGAAUUAGAUCAGAUCUGAACAUCA
Molecule: messenger RNA, 3645 nt
Organism: Thamnophis sirtalis
Lineage: Eukaryota; Metazoa; Chordata; Lepidosauria; Squamata; Natricidae
Source: RefSeq, a predicted model, not a curated record